AUGGGGGAGGGGGCCGGCGGUCCCCGGAGCGGGCGGGGGAGAGGAGGGGGGCGAGGGGAGGUGCGCAGGCCGGAGGGGCGCGGAGGGAGGGGGCGGGUGGGGAGAGAAGCAGCAGAGUCACUUCACCGACCAGACGCCGCGGCCACCGCUGACGCCGCCGCCAUUUUAAUAGAGCGUUCGGGCUGCGCUCGGCUCUUUCCGCCCGAGCGAAGGAGCCGACGAGAAACGCCUCGCGCUCUCAUUCCUCCGCCUCCUUCCCUCGCUUCGCCUCCCGCCCUCCCACCUCUCCCUCCGCACACACGCCGCACGCUCCACACCCCGCCGCGGCCGGCUCGCCGCCCUCCCUUUCCUCUUCCGUCUGGCCUCCCCGCCCUCGGUCCACCCCCUCGGCGCGUUCGCCCACCCCGCCCAGCCCGGAUCUCUGUCAGCGGCCGGAAGGGAAACACGAAGCCAGCGCGGCCGCGGGGGGAGUCCGAGCUCAUCCGUCCUCGAGCAGUAAGACACCUUGACGUGACUAGAAAUGGCGGAGUGAGGAGCGUUCACAUGGCAUCGCCUCCCUUGUACGCGAGAGGGCCCCGCACCAAUUGCCUGCCACUCUACAACUCUUCACCUGAAAUAGCACAUUCCUCUCUGCGACGAGCAGAUCGCCAGGGUAUUAAGAUGGGAAACGGAGAAUGAAGAACCGGAAGGAAAGGGGACACUCUGCUCAAGUUGGUAGUGUUAACUAGUUAGCAUUAGGAAAAUUUUCCUCCCACCAGCCCUUAAUACGUCCUCGCUGAUUUCCAUACCCAGUGCGUUUUAUAGAGAUGUGACUGAAGAGACCGAAAGGGCGUGUACCUAAUCUUAUAACUGUGUCACCCAAGCAGCUAUUAAGACUAGUAAUUGGUUUAAAGGUUGUGUCGAGGUUGGGUCCCACCGUCGUUCCAUGCCAGGACCACCUUGCCAGUGUUCUUAUAAAGUUUCUGCCCACCUGUUUUACACUGCUCCAUAUGAGCAGGUGAGAUUUCCGAGCUGUAGAGAGAUUCUGCCAUCCUCUCCCCUUCUUCCCAUCUUUACUGUAAAACUCAGGUUUCUGCACAGUUGACUUUUGGCAUCCGUAGCAGACAUGGACCAGCCAGCAUCCAUUCCCACCCACCCCUCUUACCUGCCCACAAGGAAACUUGCCAAACCCAAAUUUUGUUCUGUUUUUCAGGUGGCAGCUAGAGACUCUGGUCUCUGGAAGGAAAGCCCCAAGGAGUACUUGUUACGGGUUAAAACAGUCAGGGUAGGGCUGAACCUAUGUUUGGGUCCUUGCCAGUGAAACGUGAGCAGAAAUCUGCAGAGUGGAUCUUUGGAAAGAAUUGCCCAUUCCUAAUAAAAGAAGGGGACAGGGGCGCCUGGGUGGCUCGGUCGGUUAAGCCUCCUACUCUGAAACUCCUGAUUUCAGCUCAAGUCAUGAUCUUGUGGUCGUGAGAUUGAGCCCCGCGUUGGGCUCUGUGCUGAACUUGGAGCCUGCUUAAGAUUCUCUCUAAAAUAAAUAAAAUAAUAAAAUGCUUUGAGAAUCUAGAGUAUUGUUGUCACAAAUGAUCAUUGCUCUUCAGUCACCACUUAAAUGCUCAACACACUUUUUCUGUAAAGAGCCAGAUAGUAAAUAGUUUCAGCUUUAUAGACAAGCCAACUUCCUUAUCACAACUACUCAACUGUUAGAACAAAAGCAGCUAUAGACAGUACGUGGUGGAAAAAGUAUGGCUGUGUUCCAGUAAAAUUUAACUUACACUGAAAUUUGAAAUUCAUGUUUUCAUGUGUCACAAAAUACUAUUUUUCUCUUCAUAUUUUCAACUAUUUAAAAAUAGAAAGCCAUUCUUAACCUGCAAACCAUACAGAAAUGGAACUGGCCAGAUUUGGCCUAUGGGCUAUAGUUUACCAACAACCCUUUAUCUACUUCAACUGCUUGUUAACAGAGAAAAGCAUAAAAGACCAUGAAAAACAAGGUUGUCUGCCUCCUAACUAGAAUCUUCACUCUUCUGUGCUGAUUUAGUAUCCGUAUCAACAAGACAUUUUAAUGUAUUUGAAAGUUGUACAUUCUAAAAGUAUGAUGAAGCAGAAUCUGCUAAAAUACCCCUAAAUCCUUAUAAAUCUGGAUUUUCCGACCAGUAAUCAGCAAUGACUAUACACCUUCAACAGCUAAGAUUGUUUUCAAUACUUUGUAUACAUGUCACCAUCUAGUGGUAGAAUCAUGCUUUCAGUAAAAUUAUACAAUCUAUGAAAUUUUUAAUUCUUGAGUUUUGUAAUAUAUACAUAGUAUAUUCCUAGCUCCUUACCUGAAAACCAGCCUCACGUAAACAGCUUUGGAAAACUAAUCUUGCCAUAGAAAUUAUUUGCCCUUCGUAGCAUUCUGGUUAUUACUGAAUACAGGAUUUUGUCUGGAGUUUGGCGUUAAAGCCUGAUUGUUACUGUCAGAGGCCAGAGUUACCGCAGAAUUUACUCUUGUCCCUCACACCCACACUUAUCCCUGUUUUGUGGGACUUAGGAACAUUAUUAGAGGCAAGUAUGCUAUUUUAUUCUUUCCACAGCACCCAGCCCAAUGCUUUGUGCAUAAGAUCAGCAAACUACUGUUUGGUUCUUAACUUGAUAGAGUGAUUGUUUUUAUAAAUAAAUUGGAUUAUAACACUUCCCUACCUAAAACCCUUCAAUAUUCCUGUUGCAUUUAGAAUAAACUCUAUUUGAGCCUUCCCUAACCUCUGUGGUUUCCAACCUCACUCUUGUUACAUUCCAGCCACACUGGUCUGCUUUCAAACAUAAAAUCUUUUCUGCUCUGGGUCUUGGUGAAUGUUGUUUAUUCCUAGGACAUGCUGUCUUAAUUUUGAAAUGGCUGUGUCCUCACAGUUUCAACUUAGACAUCAUCUCAAAAAAUAUCUCUCCUCCCCUAGAAUAUUCUAUAAUACUCUGUUCAUUUCCUUCACAGCUCUUACCUUUAUUAUUACUUUAUUUCUGUUUAUUUGUAAUGGGGACAUAGACUGCAAAUAAACAAUUUUUAAAUUAAGAAUGGCAGUAGACAGUCCAGUCAGGACUGGUACAGUGGCUCAAGGUUAUGAACCCAAGUUGUUUAUUUCCAUUUCACCUUCCACACAUUGGUUUGUCACCUCCUAGUUGUAAACUGGCCACUAUGGCACCAACUGUCUGCUUUAAAGAAAGAAGGAGGAAAGAUGAUGAUGGUCUGUCUUGGUUUGGAUUCCCCACAAAGCAAGCCCUGAAAUAACAAGUGAAAAUAGUUUUAUUUUGUUAGCAUCCAAGAAACAUUGGUAGGAUAGUGGAGAAAUGAGAUAGGAAAUGGGAGAGUAAGUGUCCAAUAAAAGAUUCAUUAUCAAGCCCCUUAAUCCUAAAGGUAACUGAAGCCUAAUCCCCCUGGUAAAUUUUGCAAACCAAUAUAAAACAUGUGCCUUAAAAUCGUCUUACCCUACCCCCCUCCACCCACCCCAAAAAACAAAACCUCCUACCCAAGGGACAAGGAAGCUGGGUAUUUACAUGUACUCUCUUUAAUUGUUGUUAGGGGAGGGGUUGUGGGCAGGCAGCAAAGCAGGCUUCCUUGCUCAACCAGGAAGGCAUAGAAAUGCAGGUGCCAGCAGUUGGAAGUCUGGCCACCAACUGUAUGCUGAAGUGAUAAGAACUAGAGGAUAUGGGCAGAGCACUGUGACAGGAUCUGGUACACCCCUCUUCCCUCUUCUGUCUUUCUUGAAUAUAGUUACGAAAAUCUGGAGAACAGCAGCCAUCUUGAAACAA
Prionailurus viverrinus (fishing cat) is the source of this 3759-nucleotide messenger RNA. Its product is annotated as small nuclear ribonucleoprotein-associated protein N-like. NCBI's taxonomy places the organism in Eukaryota, Metazoa, Chordata, Mammalia, Carnivora, Felidae. The transcript is spliced from 3 exons. Bases 1 to 678 code for a protein of 225 amino acids. The record is from RefSeq and is a predicted model, not a curated record.